This is a messenger RNA of Cyprinus carpio (common carp), 4825 nucleotides long. It is a transcript of the gene rrbp1a, whose product is annotated as ribosome binding protein 1a. Gene Ontology annotation, biological process: protein transport. The record is from RefSeq and is a predicted model, not a curated record. Gene Ontology annotation, cellular component: endoplasmic reticulum membrane. The transcript has 28 exons. NCBI's taxonomy places the organism in Eukaryota, Metazoa, Chordata, Actinopteri, Cypriniformes, Cyprinidae.
ACCGGCGUAAUGCUAGCGCGAGAAAGUGCCACGACUCCACAUAGACAUCGACUGACUCCUCAAGCUGAGGAUAAGAUUUUUUUUUUUAGUUUGUUUUUUUGCUGGCGUGGCGAGGCAGUUGGAUUCGAGAUAAUCACUUCUGUUUGAACUCUUCCUGAAGUGAUUCAUCCAACGGAAAUCUGCCGCGAGAAAAGAUAGGAAACUAGCAAUCAUGGACAUCUACGAUCCUCAGACCCUUGGAAUUGUGGUGUUUGGUGGCUUCAUGGUGUUCUCAGCCAUUGGGAUUGCUCUGGUCUCAACAUUUUCCAUGAAGGAGACCUCGUAUGAAGAAGCUAUAGCCAAGCAGCGGAAGGAGCAGGGGAAAACACUGUCCAGCCAACGAUCAGACAAGAAGAAAAAGGACAAGGCAGCUGAAAAGAAAAAUCGUGCUAAGAAAAAGGAAGAUAAGCCCAACGGGAAGCUCCUGGACUCAGAGUCCAUCCCUGAGGUUACAGACGUGCCAGCUGAGCCCAGUCCUUCAACUGCUCCAGGCCCAGAACAAGUUGCUGCACCAGCACCUAAACAAGAAGCCCCAGCUCAGAAGUCUCCCCAACCCACCCGUUCUCAGAAGCCAGCUUCACCUGCCCUGGCUCAGAAAUCGGUUUCAACUGUCCCAGCCCAGAAGUCAGCUCCACCUGCCCCAGCCCAGAAAUCUGUUUCACCUACCCAAAAGUCUACUCCAACUCCCUCUGCCCAGAAAUCUGCUUCACCUCCUCCUACCCAGAAAUCUUCACCUACUCUAGCUGCCCCUGCACAGAAAUCCACUUUACCUGCCCCUGCUCAGAAGUCUGCUUCAAAUGCCCAGAAAGCCACUCCACCUGCCCCAGACCAAAAAGCAGUUCCACCUGCCCAAGCCAAGAAAGCAGUUCCACCUGCCCCAGACCAGAAAUCUGCCCCACCGGCCCCAGCCCAGAAAUCUGCCCCACCGGCCCCAGCGCAGAAAUCUGCCCCACCGGCCCCAGCGCAGAAAUCUGCCCCACCGGCCCCAGCGCAGAAAUCUGCCCCACCGGCCCCAGCGCAGAAAUCUGCCCCACCGGCCCCAGCGCAGAAAUCUGCCCCACCAGCCCCAGCGCAGAAAUCCUCUCAACCUGCCCCAUCCCAGAAGGCUGCUCCAAAUGCCCCAACACAGAAAUCUGCUCCACCGGCCCCAGCGCAGAAAUCUGCUCCAACGGCCCCAGCGCAGAAAUCUGCUCCAACGGCCCCAGCGCAGAAAUCCUCUCAACCUGCCCCAUCCCAGAAAUCCGCUCCACCGGCCCCAGCACAGAAAUCUGCUCCACCGGCCCCAGCACAGAAAUCUGCUCCACCGGCCCCAGCACAGAAAUCUGCUCCAACGGCCCCAGCACAGAAAUCCUCUCAACCUGCCCCAUCCCAGAAGGCUGCUCCAAAUGCCCCAACACAGAAAUCUUCUCAGCCUGCCCCAUCCCAAAAGUCUGCUUCAAAUGCCCCAACCCAGAAAGCUGCCUCACCAUCCCCAGCCCAGAAGUCCUCUCCGCCUGACCAAAAACAAAGUCCACCUGCCCCGGCCCCUGGUAGUACCCCUCCUGCAUCCCAUCCUGCUCCUAAGGAUGCUCCACCCGCCCCAUCUCCUAAGGAUAAGAGGAAGAAGAAAGCCAAAGCAGAGUCUGCUUCAGCUGAGGUUCAGCCCAAAUCUGUGGCUCCAUUGGAGGUGGUGACCAAAAAGGUUCCUGUCAUGGCUGUGCCUCCAGUGGGUACUUCAAAAGCUGCUGCAGCAACUGCUGUGCCGGCCAAAGCAGAAGAGCCCAAACAAGAUGCUCCAGCCAAGAAGAAAGGAGGAUCCAAGAAGAAGUCAGAGCCAGCGGUGGCUGCAGACCCCGCAGACAGUCCACUGUACCUGCCCUACAAGGCCUUGCUUUCCACGGUGAGGGGUAUGGUGUUCACUGAAGGAGAGGCCCAGCAGCUCAUUGAGGUUCUGUCUGAUAAGACUGGCAUUAUUCAAGACACAUGGCACAAGGCCACACAGAAGGGUGAUCCGGUAGCUGUGCUGAAGAAACAGCUGGAAGAACGAGACAAGCAGCUGGCAGCCGAGCAGGAGGACUCUGCAGCUGUUAAAAGCAAACUGAGGGAUUUGACUAAAGAGCUCUCUGGGGAGAAGUCAAAGGUGGCGUCUGUAGAGACCAGGCUGAGCUCUCAGCUGAGUAAGCGAGAGCAGGACAUUAUUGCCCUGCAAGCACGCAUGCAGGCCAGUUAUCAAGACCACCUUGCAGAGACUCAGCAGCUUAAUGCCAAAGUCUUGGCUCUCCAGGACCAGCUGGAGAAAGGCCCUAAUGCUCAGUUGGCCCGUCUACAGCAGGAGAACUCUAUCCUCAGAGAUGCGCUUAACCAAGCCACCAGUCAGACGGAGAGCAAACAAAAUGCUGAAUUAGCCAAACUGCGUCAGGACUGCAUUCGACUGAAUAAGGAACUGGUGGAGAAGAAUGAGGCCUUGCAGGCUGACGAACAGCUCAGGAAAAAUCUGGAAUCUAAAGCUGCCACUGCUGAGAAACAACUGACCCAGCUGCAGGGGAAAUGGGUGAGCAGUGAAAAGGCUCUGCAGAAGCGUCUGGAGGACGUGAGUGAGGAGCUCAGACAGACCCAGAGCAGUAGAAACAGCCUUCAAACACAGCUUGAACAAGCUCAGAAAGAUGCCACUGCUCUAGCAGAGGCUCAAGCUCGUGUGGCCAGUGUGGAAGCAGAAAUGAUAGAGCAGACCGGACAGUUAGAGAGUCUGCAGAGACAGCUAAAACUGCUGGAGGCGAGCCAGAACAAAGAACAAAACCAUAAUUCAGAGGCUUUGAUAGCUGAACUGGAGCAAGCAAAGAGCAGCCAGAAGGAGAAAGAAGAGGAGCUGAUCCAACUCAAAAACAUCAUUGCCAACCAGGUGAAUUGAUUUGAAUCCGUUUAUUCUAUCUUUUCCUUUGAACUUAAGAUAAAAGAAAAAGAUGAUGAAAUAGCAACUCUUCAGGGAGAGCUCCAACAGUUUAAAGAAAAAAGUUCAGAGCUCACCAGACUUGAAAACACAGAAAUGCUGGAACAGCUACAAAACAGUUUGAAAGAAAAGGAGUCUCGCGUGGCUUCGUUUGAAGAAGAGAUGAGGCACUGUAAAGAACAGUAUGACACUAAACUGGCAGAUAGCACAGCCAAACUGGAGUUACUACAUAAAAGUGUAACUGAAAAAGAGAGCCUAGUGACAUCACUACAACAGGAAGUGCAGCAGCUCAAGGAUCUAAAUCAGUCACAUGGCAAGAAUUACGAAAGUUUGGAGGAUAUGCUGAAAUCUGUCCAGGCUGAGACCAAAGAAGUUCUUCACUCUCUUUUCCCACACAUCAACAUAGAGACCGCACAGACCAAUUGGCUUCAGGACUUUGCUGUGAAAGCACAAGAGGUGCUAAAUCAAAAGCAACUGAGCCAAGAAUCCCAGCAGAACACAGAGAUGGUGGAGAUAAUGGGCAAACUACAGGCAGCCCAGGAGAGUCACUGCACACUACAGUCUGAGUGUGAGCAGUACAGGAAUGUACUGGCUGAGACGGAGGGGAUGCUGAAAACACUUCAGAAGAGUGUAGAGGAGGAGGAGAGGGUGUGGAGGACCCAGAUAAUGGAGUCAGAGGAGAAACUGAGGAUGGCACUCAAAAAGGUGCAGGAAUUAGAAGAGACAACAGAGAGCUUGAGAGUGGACAACCAGAGGACCCAACAGCUGGAGGAGAAUGUGAUGUUGCUUGAGGCCCGGUUGGAGAAACAGCACCAGUCAGCGUCCACUGACAGCCAGAGUCAAUCUGAAGAGAUAACACACUUGAAGCAUGUUUUAGCAGAAUCAGAAAGACAGUUGAGUGUGGCCCAGCAGGAGACACAGACGCAGAGGGAGGAGCUUUCACAGGUCAGGCGCCAACUGAGUGACGUGACAAAGCAAGCUCAGGGAGUGGCAGAGAACGGGCAGCCUGAGGCGGAAGAGUGUCAGGUCCAGGCUCAGCUGGAACAGACAUUGGAAAACCUGCAGGGUGAACAGGCUCUAAACCAGCAGCUCUCUGCAGAAGUGGAGCAGACUCAGGAGGCCCUCAAACAGCUUCAGAGCCAUCUAGAGCAGAUGAAGUCAGCUGAAGACACUGCAGCCAUGGAGGAUGUUGUUCAGCUGAAGGAGUGUCUAGAGAAGGAGCGAAAGAUGACCAAAGAUUUGGGCCAGGCAGCCACCAAACUUCAACAGCUGCUGAGAAACAGUCAGGACCAACUGGCCAAAGAGAAAGAGAAAGUCAGGACCCUGCAGGAAAAAUUGCCAGACAAGGAAGGUGAUGGAGAGCUGAAGCAAGGCACUUCUGUUUGAGGUGUAAAACAAAAAACUUGCCAAAAAUUGCCUUAAGAUGACCAAAAUGAAGCAUUCCAAAAUUAGUUUUCUUCCUUUUUUUUUUUUUUUUUUUUUUUUUUCUCGGGCGUACUAGUCUUAGGAGAAAUUGUUUGAAGACUUUUGGGGAAAUGUAACUCGUGCAAACAUUUAAUUUCGGAGAUGUGCUGGAACUAUUUUCACUUUACAUUCCAUUUGAAACCUUCUGGCUGUGUCAGAAAAUAUUCCUCUGCCUUAUAUAUUCUUAGUGUUCCUGCACCUCUCCUCCUGAUGUCAGUGUUAAAAGGGAAACCGCAUGUACGUUAUGUGUACAUCAACUAGUGCAAUUAAUUUCUUGUAAGUGAAUGAGUAUGCAUAAUUGUAUGGUACAUGGGUACAGCAUUUGGAAUGGCCUCUCUGCAGCUGGCUUCAACACCACUGUAUUAAGUUUGAUAAUAAAUAAUAAUUGACAUCCUA